AUGGAUUCAAAAAAGAAUCAAACAAACUAUUGUUCAAAAAUAACAGUAUAUCUAAAAGCAACAUGUUCAGUAUUUGCUAUGAUUCUAAUAAGUACAAUACUUUGGAUUAUCGGUUGUGAAAUAUUAUGGCAUGGAACAUGGCGAAUAGAAGAUAUUUAUCAAGCGAAAAAACAAUUUUAUAUCUAUAAAAUAAUUAUUCUAACAAUUUUUCUUGGUUUUGGAAUAAUAAUGGUUAUUAUUUCUGCAUCACUUGUUUUAUUUGGUAUACCAUUUACAGUAUUUCAUAUCGAUCAUUUAUUUAAUCGACGACGUAUAAAAAUAUCAAAUACACCGACGAUUGAAAAUAAUAAAUUACAAAAUCAAAAUUCAAAACAAGCAUUUAUAUGGGCAAUUAGUAUUUUUGUAUUAGUUAUUAUUGGUCUCGGAAUCGGAGGAAUCGGUUGUGAAGUAGUACAUUGGAGUGGAUUAAAAUUUCGAGCAUUAUUUAAAAAUAAUGUUGAAUCCGAUAAAAUUCAUUUUUAUUUAAAACAAUGUUCAUUCUUAGCCAUAAUGUUUGCUGGUUUAUUAUUAUCUUUUAUUGGAUUAUUACUUGCACCAUUUAUGCUUGCUUUUGCUGGUGUUGUUUCAUUCGAUAAGAAAAGAAGUAGUUAUCGAUUUCGUUCUCGUCGUCAUCGUCGUUAA
Adineta steineri is the source of this 681-nucleotide messenger RNA. The record is from the annotation of a GenBank genome assembly. NCBI's taxonomy places the organism in Eukaryota, Metazoa, Rotifera, Eurotatoria, Adinetida, Adinetidae.